GGUCCCGUGUUUCGCAGUCGUGUCCUUUUCUGACGAUCGUCAUCUCUGUGGACUCUCUUCUUAAGUUUUCACCCGUCAACUCACAGACUGCGGCUCAUCUGACCUGGACAUCGGCUGGAAGAAGGACUCGGAACUCAUCCUCAUCACUAAAACAAAAUGCCUGGACCAGCAGUAAGUGCAACCAAUGUCGGGGCCUCGGGCCGUUCCCCCAGCAAGACGGUGGCCCCCCGCGCCGCAGGCUCCACUGUCCGACAAAGGAAAGCCACCAGCAGUGGUGCACGCAGCGGUGCCAGGACCACGGGAUCGGCGGGGACUGGUGGCAUGUGGCGCUUCUACACAGAAGACUCACCAGGCCUCAAAGUUGGCCCGGUGCCAGUGCUGGUGAUGAGUCUGCUCUUCAUUGCUUCGGUCUUCAUGCUGCACAUCUGGGGGAAGUACACCCGCUCUUAAACUCCACCUGAUGACCUCUGACCCUGCGACUCGGCCUCUUAACACAUUGGAACUGGACCAAACAAGAAAUGAACAAAAACUUUACGCUCAUAGUUCCCCUCUUCAUCAUCUUUGCAACACACAGACACAUAAAAUGGAUUGAUAUGCAACUGUUUUACUACACAUCUUCAUCUGAAGUUGGUAACCACCUUGUUUUUUUUUUGUCCACCUGUGUUUUGAACAUCUGAUCACAUAACCGGGAGUAAACAUUUCUGAUGUCUGUGUGUUUGUGUCUGUGGCUUUCUGUCGAAGCAGCAGCAGAUCUGCUGCAUGAAGGUUCAUGGCCGUGCUCAAAGAUACUACUCUUUCAGGCCAACAGCAAACAUUUCUCUUGUAGCCUGACUUGCAUUUUUGUUAACCUGCAUUUGUACAAUAAAAAAAGGAAAAAAAAAUCUCUGUGUCUAAAUUGUACUUUUCUGUGAACCUUGUUUUAACAUUAAGUCGAAUCUUGUCUUUAGAGAAAACGUUUUCUUGACAAGUUUUUCAGUUGCACGUGAGGCAGUGAUCUUGCUUUAAACUUUUGGUGAACUAUUGUGCAUUUCCAAAGGGCACUUCCACUUAGGAUGAACCCUAAAUUGCCCAUGAUGCCCUUGCUGACAUUGAAUAAAUGGUGUGUGAUAGAAAAA
Messenger RNA from Pleuronectes platessa (European plaice), 1115 nucleotides. RefSeq names its product SEC61 translocon subunit beta (gene sec61b). Gene Ontology annotation, cellular component: Sec61 translocon complex. Gene Ontology annotation, biological process: intracellular protein transport. The transcript is spliced from 4 exons. NCBI's taxonomy places the organism in Eukaryota, Metazoa, Chordata, Actinopteri, Pleuronectiformes, Pleuronectidae. Bases 157 to 450 code for a protein of 97 amino acids. The record is from RefSeq and is a predicted model, not a curated record.